UGCGCAGAGUUUAGAGCCACGUCGCUGUUGGGGCGACAGAGACCACGCUCGGCGGAAAGAGACCACAGUCCUCAUGGCUUCCGCGGACUCGCAGCGGGUCAGAGAUGGCGGCGGUGCUGGAGGAGCCUUUCAGCCCUACCUAGACUCCUUGCGGCAGGAGCUGCAGCAGAGAGACCCGACGCUGCUGUCAGUAGUAGUGGCACUUCUGGCGGUGCUGCUGACGCUGGUGUUCUGGAAGUUCAUACGGAGCAGAAGGAGCAGUCAGAGAGCUGUUCUUCUUGUUGGCCUUUGUGACUCAGGGAAAACGUUGCUCUUUGUCAGGUUGUUAACAGGCCUUUACAGAGAUACGCAGACUUCCAUUACUGAUAGCUCUGCUGUAUACAGAGUCAACAAUAACAGGGGUAAUAGCCUGACCUUGAUUGACCUCCCUGGCCAUGAGAGCCUGCGGCUUCAGUUCUUAGAGCGGUUUAAGGCUUCAGCCAGGGCUGUUGUGUUUGUUGUGGAUAGUGCAACAUUCCAGCGAGAGGUGAAAGACGUGGCUGAGUUCCUGUAUCAAGUUCUCAUUGACACUAUGGGUCUGAAGAAUGCACCAUCAUUUUUAAUAGCCUGCAAUAAGCAAGAUAUUGCAAUGGCAAAAUCAGCGAAGUUAAUUCAGCAGCAGCUUGAAAAAGAACUCAACACCUUACGAGUCACCCGUUCUGCUGCCCCCAGCACACUGGACAGUUCCAGCACCAUCCCCACUCAGCUGGGAAAGAAAGGCAAAGAAUUUGAAUUCUCACAGUUGCCCCUCAAAGUGGAGUUCCUGGAGUGUAGUGCCAAGGGUGGAAAAGGAGACAGUGGCCCUGCUGACAUCCAGGACUUGGAGAAAUGGCUGGCUAAAAUCGCCUGAGCAGAAGACGUGGAUUUGUGUGUGACUACAGUUUUGGAAAGGGCUGUAUCUCAGAGCUGAUAAAGAAGGGGUACAAAAUAUGGUUAGAAACAGUAUCUUGUUCCAGAAACAAACUACUGUUGAAACCA
Messenger RNA from Trichechus manatus latirostris (Florida manatee), 1017 nucleotides. RefSeq names its product SRP receptor subunit beta (gene SRPRB). The record is from RefSeq and is a predicted model, not a curated record. Gene Ontology annotation, biological process: vesicle-mediated transport; intracellular protein transport. Lineage: Eukaryota; Metazoa; Chordata; Mammalia; Sirenia; Trichechidae. Gene Ontology annotation, molecular function: GTP binding. Gene Ontology annotation, cellular component: Golgi apparatus; cytoplasm. Bases 74 to 889 code for a protein of 271 amino acids. The transcript has 7 exons.